This is a messenger RNA of Astrephomene gubernaculifera, 506 nucleotides long. The record is from the annotation of a GenBank genome assembly. Lineage: Eukaryota; Viridiplantae; Chlorophyta; Chlorophyceae; Chlamydomonadales; Astrephomenaceae.
CGUGGGCAGAAAUCUGCGCAUGAGGAGAGAAAGCAGGCGCCGAAGGAGCUUAGCGCUUCUGAUACAUCCAGCUCAUCGACGUGCGAGAGCGUAGCUGGGAGCCGUCCCGAGCUGGAAGUUAUCCUCUCGCGUUUCACGACUGACAGCGCUCUUCAACAUUUCUUGUCAUCAAGGCGCCCGAGUCUGCCACGGCUUGUUGCUUCAAGUGCCGAACCAUCACUUGGAAUCAUCUCAAACAUCUUAUCCUCGUCGGUAAUCCGCGGACUACCUGCUGUCGUCGCGGAGAGCCCUCUGCGAGCCACGACCCUAUCCGAUCUUGUUGGAUCGGUCUCGUCUACAUAUUGGGUCGCACAAGGUGGCCAGGGAACAGUUCUUGUAGCAAAGUGGCAAAACGGCAGCAACAAAGUUGCUGUCAAGUGGCUGGUCGCGGAUGCUGCCGAAGUCCCGGCCGCCCUGCUGGAAGGCUUCCUCUCCAAAACCCUCUCGCACCCUCAUCUGUUGAGGAC